This is a messenger RNA of Oryctolagus cuniculus (rabbit), 5891 nucleotides long. The record is from RefSeq and is a predicted model, not a curated record. Lineage: Eukaryota; Metazoa; Chordata; Mammalia; Lagomorpha; Leporidae.
GCCCGGCUCUCCCUGCGCCCCGAGAUAAAGGACGGGCACCGAGGCACACAUGGUUUUGGGGACGCGCCGCCCGGCUCCGGCUCCGCCUCUCGCCCGCCCCGCAGCCUCCCCUCGGGGUGCCCGCUGCGCCCGGGCCGGCCGGCCGGCCGGCGUGGACAAGUCGGCGGCCGCGGACAGGUGGACGGGCCCCCCGCGCGAGCCCCGGCCCGGGGAAGGGGGCGUCGGGGUUGCCAAAGUUUGUCUCCGCGAGGGGCGGAGUGGGGGUGGGGAGGCGAGCCCGCAAGCCGCGAGGGGCGCGGGGGCCGGCGGGCCCGGGGCUCCGCGGCCGGCACACGCCCACCCCGGCCGACCCCAGCCGGCCGGGCCGCCCGGAGCCCGCACGGCCCCGCGGGCCGAGGGGGCGGGCUGGGGCCGGCGGGGGUGGAAGGGCAGUGUCCAUGGCAACCAGGGGGGUCCGGCCUCCCGCGCAGCCCCGCUCCCCCGGCGCCCGGCCGCCGCCCCCUCCCCAGCGGCCUGGCCCGGCCCCGGCGCGGUCGCGGCGCUGCCCCCCCACCCCCGGCGCGGCGGGGUCCCGGGCGGCCCCGCGGCAGCGGAGGGGGUGGCGGGAGAGGGGCCGCGCCAGCCUCCCGGCGGGCCGCGCCGGCUAAGGGGCGGCCGGGCCGGCUGCGGCCGAGGCGAGCGGAGCGCUCGGCGGGCCCCACGCCGGACUGCGGCAGGCGGGAAGGAGGCGGGAGCUUACCUGACCCGGCUCGGCGCUCGCUCCAUCCCCCUCGGCCGCCGCCGCCGCCGCCGCACACAGCCCUGCCGCCCGGCGGGGGACAAUGACGUGCCUCCAUCCGGGCACCGCCGCCGCCGCCUCCGGGUCAGCGCCGCGCCCGCAGCGCCCCGCCGGGCCGCCAGGGGGCGCGCCAGGGCCGCGCCCGCACGCGCCUCCGCCCAGGGGCCGUCGCCGAAGAGGCGCGCAGCUAACGGGCCCGGCGAGCGCGGGAGGGGUCCGUCGCCAAAAGGGCGGCGGGCGCGGGCCGGCCUGGCGCGUCAGCAGAGCGCCGGCCGAGGGGGCGCGCUGAUUGGCUGAGGCGGGGCGCGGCGCAGGCCCGGGGAAGGGCUGCUUCCGUUCGGGGCUGCCGGGAGCAGGCGCCCGGACGCUGAGGGCGCUGGAGGCCGCCGGAGCGCUGACGAGACGAGGCGGCGCGUGAAGCUUCCCGCGCGGGCGCUCCCCUCAGGGCCGCCGGACCCCAUCGCGGCGCCCCGCUCACCCGCGCCGGCUGCAGACGCUGGGCUCCAGGAAAGGCGGAGGGGAUUUGAAGCCGGGCUCCGGAACGGGGUAGACGCCCACCUGGUCUGGAUUCCGUCUCGGCUCCCGGCGUUCCGCGUUCUCCGAGGGCCAGAUCCAAGCCUGGACGGCCCCGGGACGAGCUGGACCCAGAGCUCCUGCGCCGCGGCGGCUCCUGCCCGUCAACGGAUCCCCCAGCCUUGAUGAGGGACCGGACCUGGGUCUUGGGGCCCCACGCGAGCUGACCCCCAAGGCCUGUCCGGAGUCCGUGGUCCUAGCCCUCCGAGAGGCAGCCUGCCUUCUCAGGAUCCCAUCAACCUUUAUUUAUUUGCGACCAGGAUGACCCUUCAAAGCCACAAAUCCCGACCCCACCCCCAGCACGCCCUGUCCUACCCUACUCCCAAGUCUGCUCUGCUUCCUCGGGUCUCCCAGGCUUAGUGCUAACUAACCUCCCCACCCCUCCGUGUAGGUGGCAAGGGUCUUUCCUGGUAGCAGUUAUUUUGCUGUCUUUACGGAAAGAAGUUGAAGGGAAAUGUCACUCGUGGGUCUCGAGCAGACUGCUGAAGUAUUUUGAGGAAACAAAGACGGGGAAAGAUGACUUUCAGACGAUUAAAUCGGAAUGCCAAGGAACUUAAUAUGCACCUGAGCUUCGUGGGGCUUGGAAAUGCCACCCUAAGAAGGCACAUUGGGAGCCUGGCUUCUAAUUUCGUCUUUCACAUUCUGUUGAAUUGCCCCUUCGGCGUGCCCCUUGAAUCUCACUACAGUACCUGAGCAACUUGAAUAGGAAAAGGGAUUAGGGUGGAAAAAUCAGCCCUUGGAGCUCUCCAGCCAAAACGUGCUCUUGGAGGGGAACUUGCACCCUCCUGCCAUAGAGCAAACACAGAGGCCCUUUCCUUCUAGAGUUCUUGCAAACUGUGUGACCUACGGGAGCUGCACUUAGCCUGUCUCCUCCUCUAACCAGCACGGGCCACGCUAGAGGCAGUGCCAAGUGCCUGCAUCCUCACCCGGAAGAGGUGAUCAGGGAGCAAAAGAUGUGCCAGUGAAGGAAGAAUGAGCCGGCGCUGAGCUCAACAGGCUAAUCCUCUGCCUUGCGGCGCCGGCACACUGGGUUCUAGUUCCUGUCGGGGCGCCGGAUUCUGUCCCGGUUGCCCCUCUUCCAGGCCAGCUCUCUGCUGUGGCCCAGGAGUGCAGUGGAGGAUGGCCCAAGUGCUUGGGCCUUGCACCCCCAUGGGAGACCAGGAGCAGCACCUGGCUCCUGCCAUCGGAUCAGCGCGGCGGCCAUUGGAGGGUGAACCAACGGCAAAGGAAGACCUUUGUCUCUCUCUCUCACUGUCCACUCUGCCUGUCCAAAAAAAAAAAGGAAGAAUGAGAUUUUCUGAGGACCACUUCACACUCAGGGAACCUACAGCAGGCACUGUUAAUGCCCUCUCCCGAUAGCCUUUUACUGGCUCCUGCCCACCAUGAGUGUUGGCCACCCCCGUUCUGGCUGAAGGGGAGCGUCGUCUUCCGCUGAGAGCCCAUCCUUGCUUCUCCCUGCCGUGCCCUCUCUCACUGGCUUCCUUUCCAGAGCACUCCCUUAAUAUAUCACUUGCACCAAGAUUCUCUACCUAGCCCAGGAAUGGUCCCAAGAAGCGAGUGUAAGGGCAGGAUUUCAGGCGAUGGGUGGGAUGCUGAGAACUGAGUGAUUGUGUCUGGCUCCCACCUGGGGAACCAUACACUGGGAAAGGGGAACAUUCAGACUGCAGACUCCGAGUUAACGCAGUCAACUGGAGACCUUAAGCACCCUCAGGACUUCAUUGCUGGGGAGCCAAUGAAUACACUGUGUCCUGACCCAGCUUCCUCACUGGGCUCGCUGCUGGUUUCCUUGGUUCCAAAUGUAGCCCUCAAAUGGCCACCUUAGCAGUUCCUGGCCUUGUAGAAUUGCUGUGGAGAAAGCCAACUGGAAGCCCCUGUAGCUGCACUCUGGCCAAGAGAGUAAUUCUUGGGGUGAGUGGCAGAGAACAGUGCCAGCCACACAGAGUUGUGGAGCACACACAUGCCAAUCCCGUUCACCAGUGUGGCCUCUGCAAAAAAACGGAUAGCUCAUGAGAAUGACGGCGAAGUUGUGCAGACUCAGUCAUCAAGGACUCUUAGUGCCAGCUUCAUGCCCCCACUUCCCACUGCAUCCCUCGGAGCCCUUCAACGCCCACAACACAGCGGAGUAGUUUUUGCAAUCUCUUGGUCGAUCCUUUGUUGACUAGGCUCAGUUGGUCCUAAGUCCCUCACACCAAAUUUGAACUAAGUCGUUCACCUCCAACAGAUUUUACUCAUAACCAGUGUGAACAAACGUGGAAGAAAUGAAAUACACAACCAGCAAAAAAAAAUUAGUUAGCCAUAAAAUAUAUUCAAAAGUAUCUACUGGGGCCGGCACUGUGGCAUAGUGGGUAAAGCUACUGCCUACAGUGCCAGCAUCCCAUAUGGGAGCCAGUUUGAGUCCUGGCUGCUUCACUUCCUAUCCAGCUCUCUGCUGUGGCCUGGGAAAGCAGCAGAAGAUGGCCCAAGUCCUUGGGCCCCUGCACCCAUGUAGGAGACCUGGAAGAAGCUCCUGGCUCCUGACUUUGGAUCCACACAGCUCCAGCCGUUGCAGCCAUUUGGGGAGUAAACCAGCAGAUGGAAGUGUCUGUCUGUCUGUCUCUCUCUCCCCCCUCUCUGUAACUCUGAGGGAGGAGGAAGGAGAAAGAUGAGAGAGAAUACCUUCCUUUCACUGAUCAAGUGUUCCGAUGACUGUCAGUAGACUUGUCCUGGCAGCCCAUGUAGAGACUCAGUCAUCACAUGGUGUCUGGGAACAAAGACAGCAGGUGUAAAUUCUGCCUCCAGCUUUUCUUUAUGAGUUGAGUUCUUUGAGUCUUGCUUUGGUCUCUCGUGAAAGGAAAGACUGGUUGAAUUUAUCAAAGCCAAUUUUAUCCUGAUGGAUAAUUAACACUCCUUCCCUCAAAGCCAGUAUAAGGCAUUGAUGCCUGCAAGUUUUCAAGGUGGGUCCUGGUUGAUCUUCUGAGGGAAGGGAACCUGAAGCCACAGCUGGCCACAUCUUAGACCUGAGAUGGUUACUUUCAGGGGACACAACCCAAGCUUCUCGUUUGUGAAUUGUCAAAAUAAUAAUUUAGAACUCAGCAAGCCAGGCAUUGGAGAUGCCACCCCUUCUCUCCACAGACCCUUUUGUGUUGGAACCCGCAGGUCUGCACAGUUAGUUACAACACACAGUCACACGUUUCCAAAUGAAGAAGGCAAUCACAGGGGAAAGGGGGUGGGUUUAACCCAGGCAUGGAUUCUGUUCAGGACAAGUUUACAGAGAAGGUGAUCAGCCCUUGAAGAUUAAGUAACACUCUCACCCCCACCACCAGGUAAAUGAAGUCUGGGAAAAGGAUGCAAACAUUCUAGGAGCGAAUGUCAACUGGAAGAAACAAUGUUCCUCUCUUAUAUCCUUCCAUGGCCCUUGGGUUUCAGAAAGUGCAGCAGAGGGAGAGAAUCAGAGAGAGAGAGAGAGCAGUCUUCCUAUCUAUCUUCCUUCCGUCUGGUUCACUCCCCAGAUGGCCCUGGCCCAAGCCCGGAUCUCCAUCUGGGUCUCCCACAUGGGUCCGGGGGCCCAAGCACUUGGGCCAUCUUCCGCUGUUUCCCCAGGCACAGUAGCAGAGAGCUGGAUCAGUAGUAGAGGAGAGGGGACUCCAACUAGCACCCAUAUGGGAUGUUGGUGUUGCAGGUGGCAGUUUAACCUGAUGCUUCACAGUGCCAGCACCGCAACAAAGCUGUUGAUGAACACACUCAACACGGAGCUGUGUAGAAUUUCUUUUUCUUGAAACCAUUCACUCAGCAAACAAGCACCUAGAAUCAGCUCUGGAAGUCUGGAAGAGAAACAUGGGAUCAGUCCCAAACAGAGCCUGUCCUCCGUGAGCUUUCAGGAUGUUUAUAUAAAGCAUCAAGCGAUUAAUGACGACGAGGGUGAGGGACUACAGAAAAGACUUCCCUGGCAGAAGGCAGAUUGAGAUUUAGCAGGAAGGGCUCAAUGAAACCGGGGAACUGGGGACAGGAAAAACUCAGAGAGGAGAGAUUUGUGGGGACAGAGAUGUGCAGAGGAAUCCAAGAGAGGAAGGGAGAACCGAUGUCCAAUUCACCUUGAUGGACAUUUGAAGAAGGCAACUCACACAACUUCAGCAGAUCCGUUUCUCAACAAAGCACAGCAAGUUAGGCUGGCAUCCCAUAUCAGAGAACAGGUUCUAGUCCCAUUGUGCAGUUUCCUAUCCAGCUUCCUGCUAAUGCACUUGGUAUAGGAGCAGAUGAUCGCCCAAAUACUGGGACCCUGACACCGAGAAGGGAGACUCAGACAGAGUUCCUGGUUCCUGGUUUCAGCCUGUCCAGCACAGGCUAUUGUGGCCAUAUGAGGAGUGAACCAGUAGAUGGAAGAUUCUCUCCCUCUCUCUCUCUCUCUCUCUAUAUAUAUAUAUAUGUAUAUGUAUGUAUGUAUCCCCAUAUGGGAUGCUGACACUGCAGGUGAUGGCUUUACCUGCUAUGCCACAGUGCUGGCCCCCAUAAAUAAAUCUUAAAAAAAAAAAAGUACUCUAAGCCAACUCUGUCCCAAACUUUU